CCAUUUUAUUUCUUUACCCUAUAGAUAACGGCCAAUUUGGAUGUGUUUUUAAGACGUUUCAAUGAAUUGCAAUAUUGGAUUGUAACGGAAAUUGUAUCCACAUCGAGUAUGAGCAAACGUGUCGGUUUGCUGAGAAAAUUUAUUAAGCUGGCAGCAUACUGCAAAGAAUAUCAAAAUUUAAAUGCAUUCUUUGCCAUUGUUAUGGGUUUAUCGAAUAUGGCGGUAUCACGUUUACAACAAACCUGGGAGAAAAUACCCUCCAAGUUUCGUAAACUGUAUCAAGAAUUUGAGGCUCUCAUCGAUCCAAGUCGCAAUCAUCGAGCCUAUCGUGUAUUUGUGGGUAAAUUACAACCACCUCUGAUACCUUUUAUGCCGCUAUUGCUCAAGGAUAUGACCUUUGCCCAUGAGGGCAAUAAAACCAGUUUAGAUGGUUUGGUAAAUUUCGAAAAAAUGCACAUGAUGGCUCAAACAAUGCGUACUUUAAGAUUUUGUCGUUCUAGAAGUUUGGGACUUGAACCACCUUCACCCAAAAGUGAGGGCGAAGUACGUUCAUUUAUUAGCUGUCUACGUGUUAUAGACAAUCAACGGGUUUUAACCGCCAUGUCUCAAAAAAUCGAACCAAAUCGUAAAAUCUAAGUUUUUCAAACAAACAAUAAAAUCUCUUAUUAUAUAAAAAAAAUAUAUAUUUCUUUUAAAAUAUUUAUUAGAAAAUAUUAAAAAAAAACAUAUUUAAACAAAAUCUAGCUUAAAGUUUUAAUAUAACGAAAUGUGUUUUUCUAUUAAAAAAUAUUGUAUUUUGUUCAUUAGUCAUUUAGUCAAGAUUUAAAAACAAAAAAAAUAUUAUUAAUAAAUUAAUAUGUAUUUUUAAUUAUUUAUAUGUGAUAAAAACAAAAUAAUGAUAAACUUUUUUCAAGACUUCUUAAAUGUUAAAUUCUCUUCUUUUCGGAAGAGGGAGGAUAACUUGAAGGUGGAUCGAUAGCUAAGUUAAGGCUAUAAACUGGAACGUAGACCAGACAAUAAACUAACAUUUAGACUUGACUUUUUACUAGACUAUAGACUACACUAGAGACUAAACACUAGACUACGCAACGUUAUUCAUAGAUGAGUGUACAGACUGAUAUAAAGACGAGACUAUCGACGGACCGAUACUUAAUACUAUAGAAUAAAUACUAUAGACUAAUCUAUAAUCGAGACUAUAGACUGAUCAAUAGUUAAAACGAUAAAUUGAUUGAUAGCCAAUUCUAUAGAAUGAUCUAUAGUCAGACUAUAGAUUGAUCUAUAGUUGAUCUAUAGUCUCGACUCUAGACUGAUCUAUAGUACCGUUCUAUAGUCGAGACUAUAGACUGAUCUAUAGUCUAGUUCUAGACUAAAGACUGCUCGAUAGUCGAGACUAGACUGAUCGAUAGUCUAAACUGAUCUAUAGAUUAUAGACUGAUCUGUAGUCGAGACUAUAGAUUGAUCUAUCGUCGAUACUAUAGACUGUUCUAAAACUGGAUUAUAAAGACUGAUCUACAAUCGAGACUAUAGACAUGUCUUUAUCCGAGACUAUAGACCAAUCGGUAGUCGAGACUAGACUGACGGGCAGUCGAGAUUAGACUGAUCGAUAUUGGACACUAUAGACUGUUUUAAAACUGAUGUAUAGUCCAGACUAUAGACUAAUCUAUAGUCGAGACUGUAAACUGAACAAUAGUCUUUAACAGAGACUAUAGGCUUAUCAAUAGUCGAGACUAUAGACUAAUCUAUAGUAUGGAAUGAUUAAAAGUCGAAACGAUAGAUUGAUCGAUAGCCCAAGGUAUAGAACGAUCUAUUGUUGAGACUAUAGGUCAGUCUAUUCUAUUGUUACAAUUUUGGUACACUAUGAUUAUUCCUCAAAUUAAAAUAAGCUGUUUUGGUCCCCUUAGUGUCAUCACUGGUUGUCGCCCAGUUUUAAACGUCCCUGUUUUUCUCUUUUAAAGAUAAUCGAUAUGUAAUCUAAAUAA
Lucilia cuprina (Australian sheep blowfly) is the source of this 1979-nucleotide messenger RNA. Its product is annotated as rap guanine nucleotide exchange factor 4-like. NCBI's taxonomy places the organism in Eukaryota, Metazoa, Arthropoda, Insecta, Diptera, Calliphoridae. Gene Ontology annotation, biological process: Ras protein signal transduction; positive regulation of GTPase activity. The record is from RefSeq and is a predicted model, not a curated record. Bases 109 to 636 code for a protein of 175 amino acids. The transcript has 3 exons. Gene Ontology annotation, cellular component: plasma membrane. Gene Ontology annotation, molecular function: guanyl-nucleotide exchange factor activity.